AGAAGGACCAUGGCAACAGCACAGAUAUUUCCAUUUGAAAUACCACGGAAUGAAAAAGAAAAUUAUUUCCGCAUGCACCUGCUCUUAGAGCAUGCAACGGACGUGCUUCGAGAUGUUCUCAGGACUCAGCUAAAAGCAGCUUAUCCGGGACUGUUUGAUCCCAGUAAAACUGACAAACUUUUUGACGUACUUGACAAUCUACAAGUCAAACAUACCUUACUGCUAUUGAAAAAUAGAAAGGUAAGAAACUCGAGUCAAAUGAAACUCCUGUACCCCUCUGGCACCCCUUCAACAACUGUGACAACACAGGACUUAGAUAUUACACUUGCAGUUGUUUUAUUAAGAAACAUCACCAAUCUGAACCCUCAUGCUAAAUGGGAAAACCCACCAGCUUCCGACACCUCCAUAGAGGCCAACAUUGGGAGAGUGAAGACCUACCGCAAUCAGCUCUCACAUGGACAGCGUCUUGGCAUCACUGACACAGCAUUUCAGGCAGAGUUUAAUGCUCUCAAGCAAGUCCUGCUGUCACUGUCCCCAAUAUAUACCAGUGAUGAUUACGACAAGCUUCUUAUUGUGCCCCUGGAUGCUAAAGAUUUUAGAGCAAAGUUUGACCGCUUAUGUGCCAGUGGUGCAGUCCCAGUUUACAGACAGCGAGUAGCUAUUGUUGGUCCCUACGGUGUGGGGAAGACUCAUCUCGUCAAGCGCCUCCUUCAAGAGGAAUAUGACGAAGAAACAGACGCAUAUACACCUGGUGUGAAGAUAUACCGCCAUAGGUGCAUCGUCCAUAAAGACGGCCGAUCUUGUUGGGUCAGAGGGAAAGAUGACCCAGAAGAUCAUCUGGUGCAACACAUGGUAAUUGGAAUCCAGAAUCCAGACGCAUUCCGCCGGGUAGACCAAGUGGACGAAGAGCCACCAGUGAAAUCCCGAAAGGUGGAGAAGGUUAUUUAUAGCAACACUCGGGAGUCAGAAACAGCAGAGACGGCCAGUUUCAAAAUUUUCCAUCCGGACCUUGUGCAAAAAAUAAAGUCAGUUGCUCGUGGAGAACCUGUGGAUCCUGAGAAACAGAUUACAAUUUGGGAUUUUGGUGGCCAAGAUGUCUAUUACACCACUCACCAGACUUUCCUCUCAGAGCAAAACAUCUACUUGUUGGUGUUCCGACUUGAUGUAAACCUCGAUACCAAAAUCCCGGUAUACAGAGGAGAGAAGACGGUGAAAGAGUUCAUAGUGUAUUGGUUGAACUCUAUCCAUAUGCACACAGUUAGAAAAUCAAAAGAAAAGAAGAGCGUCAUCCCACACGUUUUGAUUAUUGGAACUCAUAAGGACAAAUUGGCUUCAGAGGUAGCCGCUGAUGAGAUACUUGGUCAACUCUUGGACUAUCUGGAGGACAAGCAGGAACUCGCAGAACACGUCUACCGUUGUUUUGCCAUAAGUAACUUGGCCGACGUUGAGGAGUUUGAUGAAAUAAAAAGCGAGAUCGAGCAUCUUUGUGGCUAUAGCAGAGACAGAGAAGCUGGCCGCCAAAUGCACCCAGUGAGAUGGUUCCAGUUGGAAUUGGAUUUGGCAAAGAAGAGUGAAGAAAGGCCGAUCAUAUAUAUUAAAGAACUGCGUGAUAUGGCGCGCUUAGUUGGAAUCCGUGACGCGGAGUUAGAUGAAAUGUUUAUUCCUUACCAUCAUCAUCUGGGAGACGUCCUACACUUCAAAGUGGAUGGACUGGAAAAUAUCGUCAUAUUGGAUCCACAGUGGUUAGCAGAUCUGUUUUCUGCCAUCAUGACCCCGCCUGUUAGUAAAAGUGGAAAGGAUCGCCUCGAUUACUUGAAACGAAGUCUGGAAAAAGGAGAACUGAACGAGGAGGUGUUCGAUGUAUAUCUGCAGAAGGAAAAGAUGACCGACAUGAAAAACGAAGUGAUUCAACUUAUGGAGCAUUUUGACCUGAUGUUGGACAUAUCUAAAUCAGUUCAAAAUCCAAUGCUGCCGUCUGGAAAGAGAAAAUUCGUCGUGCCUUGCAUGCUGAAAUCCAAUGACCUGGUGAAAUAUCGGCCUCCCGAGAAGGCUCGAGAAAUAUCUUUAUUCAUUUCAUUCCCUCACGGCUUCUUUCCUCCAGGGCUAUUCCAUCGUUUGAUCAUCCGUCUGCUUAGGAAGUAUAAACCUUACCAUUGUGUAAAUGGCAUCCCAGAUGUUGGUUUUGACCACGCCUCCUUCCGUCUGGAAGACAAAACAUCUGUGCUUCAUCUCUUCACUGCAGAAAAGGACAUUGAACUGGUGAUAACGAACGCUGCCGGCCCACCAAAGCCUCACGUAUAUUUUAAUACACGACAAACAGUUGAAAACGAGUUGUCUUAUCUACAGAAGACAUACUGCCCCAGAAUGCACUUUGGGCACUAUAUCCGGGUAAACCACGGCAAGAUCCCAAUAGAAGCAGAGACCGUUCUAGAAAAGGAUGUCAUAUGUGUAUGUGUAGAGAAUGCGGAAGUACCGAUUGAUUUGAGGCCAUAUCGUGUUUGGUUCUCAGGAGAAGAAGCAGUGAAGAAAGCCCCACUCGUGGCUCGAAUGCGUCUUUCAGAAAGCAACAGUGUCAAUCAUGAGCAAGGUAGGACAGAAGAAAAAGAAAAAGGGCUGCCCCACAAUCAGUCACUAGAAACUGCUUCUGCUCAAACAUCAAGUACGUACUGAUCUGGUAUUGAUCGUGGUCACUGACAUUGGAAUGUUUUAACUACCUUUAUUAUAUGUUGGUAAAAAA
This is a messenger RNA of Lingula anatina, 2737 nucleotides long. RefSeq lists its product as uncharacterized. NCBI's taxonomy places the organism in Eukaryota, Metazoa, Brachiopoda, Lingulata, Lingulida, Lingulidae. The record is from RefSeq and is a predicted model, not a curated record. Gene Ontology annotation, biological process: proteolysis. Gene Ontology annotation, molecular function: cysteine-type endopeptidase activity; ADP binding.